CUCGUACGCGGAACUCUGUGAAAGAGGGAAAUACAGUUUGUUGACGUCGUCUGGGAAAAGUUAACUUUACCUCUUCAGUGUAAAAACGAAAAUGAUACAUUCGUUUUACUGGAAUUUAAGUUCGUCUUGUUGUUCAAGGGAUACCUCAUACGAAACCGAGCGACGUCUCAAUCAAUGGCCCUCGUUCAGCAAACAGAGAUGCAGUUGUGGCUGGACAAAGUUGAAGCUUGGGGCCAAGCCCGCAGUGUGAACGUUCAAAAAGAUACCUGCCUUCACCUGUGCUCACUGAGGGAUUUCCUCCAGCGACUCUUGAUGCAUGUCGACGGCAUGAGUUCCACAACAGAGACUAUGAAGGCGAUUCCUUCUCUCGGCCAGAUUCUGGGCCGCUUGUGCUGGAACCCUGUUGUCACUGCUGAUGAUAAAAGCAGAGCGCUGAUAUUUCAGUGUCUGUGGGAGCUGUACUCCGAGCAUCCAGCCAAUGCUUUAGAAAGAAAGGCUAACCAGUGGAUACAGAAACUGUUGUGUCAACUUACCACCGAAGAGGACGAAUCGCCAUCGGAUUUUUUGCUCAAACAUUUAGACUUGUCGCCAACGCGGUACCAUAACCAAGUCCUCCGAAAGGUGGUGGCACGGUUGCAGGAAGACGUCAGAAAAAGCUGCAAUUCAUUGGGACACGUAAAUGAGAGGUGUUCAUGUGAUAGGAUUGUGUCCACAUGCGUGGCUUGCGUUCCCCUGGUGACUUGCCCCGAGGUCGCUCCUCUUCUUGGAGCCUUGCUGCAGCGUCCACUCACAUGUGCGCAAGCAACUCUCACCAAUGACUUCUUGGAUGCUGUGAGCUCUGCCUAUCGCAGCGGUUCCUUGUCACUGGAAAAUCAGGCUGUCGUGGCCCUGUGGUGUCACAGCCUGCCCAGCCUGGAGGAGGCGAUGCUCGGUCUGCUGGAGUCCACCGGCUUCGCUGACACGCCGCUGUCACCGCAGCAGCUCGAGCAGCAAAUAGCGCAGUCACUUCUGCCUCAGGCCUGCGCUCAACAUUGCUCCAUCUUCUUGGUGGCGAGUGACAUCUUCAGGUCCAUCCUCAAGAAACAGGAGGAUCGCCCGUGCGUGAGGGAUCUCAUCCAAAGCUUUACCAGCUGCUUCUAUCGGGAACUGACACUCUUACCGGCACAGAACCCUUUGAAGGCCUUCUUCCCUCACUCCCCCCCGAAUCUGCUGCUUCCGCUCUUGACACAGCCUCCAGAGGCGUCUGGGGAGGCUCGCAGACGUCACUUGAACUGGCUCAGCGACUCAUUACACAGACUGACAGAGGGGGAAGAGGAGGCAGGUGGCAGUGGCAGCGAUGGUGUUGGCGUCGUAUUUGAGGCCUGGUUCGUGCUGGUCCAGUGUUCCCACUGGGUGCACGAGGCCCUCCGGUUGCUGGCCACCACUGAGGCCCGAGACUGCCACCCACUGUUGUGGCUGCUGACCUUUUACCACCACCCCACCAACAGGGGGCACCACAGAAAUCAACAACUGGUAUGCGUGCGACAAGUCUGGGAGCAGAUGCGCAUCCUUUUCUCAGCCGCUCAUCUCGAUCCCGCGGAGCCGCUCGGUGCUUUGCUGUCCGUCAUCUCGACGGGCGCUCGGCGGCCAUCGCCGUCAUUGAUCCUCGGCUUGGUGGUCAACUGCGCCGUUUUCUCCCGCCAGUCGCACGAGGUCUCCGCACGCAUCGUGCGCACGGUGGCGGCUGCGUCCGGUUCGGUCAGUGAAGCGUUACGCGUGCUGAGCCUGCUGGAGCGUCGGCUCAGUACGGGAAGCGGCAGCGGCCCCUCGUCGAGCGACACCCAUGCGGCAUCUGUCAGGAUCCAUCGGCUUCAGAACGCGCUCGCCACCCCUGCGCUCCCACCGCGGCAACUGAACCUCCCUCAAGCGGGAGACACCCACCUCUCACACACACCCAGUUAGGAGGCCACGGCCACAACGUCGGACCGCCCCAAACAUUCCGAGUGGUCGCCACAACUUGUUCCACCCUCGUGUGACCUCUUGACAUGUCAGCA
Messenger RNA from Hippocampus comes (tiger tail seahorse), 2033 nucleotides. It is a transcript of the gene fancc, whose product is annotated as FA complementation group C. The record is from RefSeq and is a predicted model, not a curated record. The coding region runs from base 175 to 1941 and encodes 588 amino acids. Lineage: Eukaryota; Metazoa; Chordata; Actinopteri; Syngnathiformes; Syngnathidae. Gene Ontology annotation, cellular component: Fanconi anaemia nuclear complex. The transcript has 17 exons. Gene Ontology annotation, biological process: nucleotide-excision repair; cellular response to oxidative stress; interstrand cross-link repair.